Diospyros lotus (date-plum) is the source of this 1353-nucleotide messenger RNA. RefSeq lists its product as uncharacterized. The record is from RefSeq and is a predicted model, not a curated record. The coding region runs from base 1 to 873 and encodes 290 amino acids. Lineage: Eukaryota; Viridiplantae; Streptophyta; Magnoliopsida; Ericales; Ebenaceae. The transcript has 7 exons.
AUGGCUUUUCUCUGUGGGAUCACUAGCUUUGCAAGAUUGAUGAUAAAUUUUGCUGUUUAUAUAAGCAUGAUUUACUACUCAGCUAAUCCCAGCGGCUGCUACCACCUAGUCUUGCUUGUUACGGCUCUCUCUCUCUCUUCUUUUCUCGAUAAUGGAAGUGGUGGAGAGCAACUGUGGAGAACAGUGAAGCCGAACUCGAACCUAUCUUCGCUCAAUCAGCAGAGAGUGUUUGAUCAGUGUCAACCAAGAACCAAGGCCCAACAAUGUUUAUUGACAGGGUAUUCAACUCUCUUCUUCCCCGAUUCGGCGUUCGGCGUUUUGGAUCUGGGUUCUGACGUUUUAUUUAAUGCAACUUUGCGAAUCAAACUGUUCUUGGAUCUGCCAUAUCUUCGCAUGUAUGGGAGCAGAAGUUGUCUUGGUUGUUGUACUAAGCCUCCACUGAUAAUUGCUGUGGAUGAGCCAUCCAAGGGACUGAGAAUUCGAGGCCAAACAGUUAAAAAACCAAACAUUUUAGAGGAUUUCUGGAGCACCAGCAGUCUUGAGAUGGACAAUAGUGCAGUUCAGUCCCAGAGAAGUGUUUCCUCGAUGAGCACAUCAAAUCCACCCCUAGAUCCACAUAACAGUGUUGGCAGCACGAGCAACCCUACUGAAUUUGUAAACCAUGGUCUUCUUCUUUGGAAUCAGACAAGGCAGCAAUGGAUUGGAAAUAAGAGUUCUCAGAACCGCCCACAAACCAGGGAAACCAAACUAAGCCGGAAUGCUUCUUAUGAUAGCUUACUUGGGACCAACAAACCUUUCGGCCAGACCAUCCCUCUCUCUGAAAUGGUGGAAUUUCUAGUCGAUGUCUGGGAACAGGAGGGAUUGUAUGAUUGAGCUCCCGAAACAAGAGUAACAUUACAAGUAUUCUUUCUCCACCGUAACCUUACAACUCUUCGGUACUGAAAUUCGUCCCCGCUAAGUGCAUGAUCGUCAACAACAUUGCUGGCGGCAUCGGUCAUAAUAUCUUUGCUCCUCUAGACAGGUUUUCUGAUUGUCGAGGAAGUAGUGAUACUGAAAGCUUGUUUAAAUGGCUUCCCCCCUUUUUUGUCUGUUUGGAGUUACUGUCAUGCUAGAGACGAUGAUUGUUCUUAUUUCAAAGUUUUAGAGCAUUUUCAGCCAAACCCUUCUGCAAAGGCUCUGUUUCUUGUUAGACCUGUCCUAAAAAGGGGGUACCCUUAUGGCAUUGACUUGUACAAAUAUGCCCUUGGGAUUGGAUUUCUAUUUUCCACUUUUGAAGCUAAAUCACUUGCCUCAAUAACUGGAUUAACCCAAUUGAUUAUAGCCAUCAUAAUCACAAUUUCAUGUUUGACUCUA